This is a messenger RNA of Magallana angulata, 2743 nucleotides long. Its product is annotated as conserved oligomeric Golgi complex subunit 3-like. Lineage: Eukaryota; Metazoa; Mollusca; Bivalvia; Ostreida; Ostreidae. Gene Ontology annotation, biological process: intracellular protein transport; Golgi organization; intra-Golgi vesicle-mediated transport. The transcript has 22 exons. The coding region runs from base 48 to 2555 and encodes 835 amino acids. Gene Ontology annotation, cellular component: membrane; COG complex; cis-Golgi network. The record is from RefSeq and is a predicted model, not a curated record.
AUCGAAAGAAUGGAUGAAACGUAAACUUUUCAGUUUUUGAGCGUAGUAUGUCAAAGAUGAACAAACGCCUUGUGAGAGAGAGACUGGCAAACUGGGAGUCACGCAACAAUCCUCUGACGGCUUUGUCAACGAAACAAAAAGACACAUGUAUACAGAUAUCUUCAAUAGUGAAUGAAAGGCGGAUUCCAAUAGAUUUGCCAAAGGAUGAAGGUCAGUCCAGUCAUUCUAAAUUGCAAGAGAAGCAGGGUACAGAAGAAACCAGUGCAGUUGAAGAAUUCCAGAAAAAUGCCCCACAAGAAAAAGCAGAAACAGCACAAGCAUUUCUAUCAUGGUACUCUGAUCUGGAAAAAGAUAUGGAAAAAGAGGAAGAAGCUUCAUACAGACAAUACAUAGAGGAGUUACAGGGGUACCAGAGCCAGUGUGAUGGAGUUCUAGGGGAGGUAACAACAGCCUUGACCUAUCUAGCCGGACUUCAGAAGCAAUAUAUCAGUGUUUCCACUAAAACCAAUGCUUUACAUGAGGCCUGUGAACACUUACUUGCUGAACAGACAAGGUUGAUGAAUACAGCUGAAAAUAUCAGUAACAAAUUGUCAUAUUACAAUGAAUUGGACAAGAUCUCAAGUAAACUGUCUUCUCCCACGCUGAUGGUAACCAAUGAAUCCUUUGUUCCAAUGCUAUCUCGCCUGGAUGAAUGCAUUUUGUACCUGAAAAAUAAUUUGAAUUACAAGGAGAGUCAGACAUAUUUGGCCAGACUCAAUCAGUGUCUGUCUCGAGCUCUGAAUCUCAUCAAAUCUCACGUCGUCAACAUUCUACAGUCUUCCACCAGGCAGGUUCAAGAGAAAAGGAGCUCAACUUCAUCUCAACUGGGGGACAAUGCAUUUACUUUGUUUUAUGGAAAAUUCCGAGCCAAUGCACCAAGAGUGAAAGCCUUGAUGGAACAGCUCGAAAUCCGGCUGGAUAAAAGUCCAGAGUACAGCCAGGCAUUAGUGGACUGUCAGCAGUGUUACUUCAGCCAGCGGGAACAGCUGCUUGGGCCCAGUAUCAGCUCCACCAUCAACGACCUGGCCACAAAGCACGCCAGAGACCACUGCGCUCUGAUGAGGAGUGGCUGUGCCUUUAUGGUCCAUGUCUGUGAGGAUGAAUACCAGCUGUACUAUAACUUCUUCACCAAACACACAGGUCUUCUAGAUGAAAUGCUUGAGCGACUGUGUAACAACUUGUAUGACGUUUUCCGACCACUCAUCAUCCAUGUCAACCAUCUGGAGACCUUGGCAGAGCUUUGUUCCAUCAUGAAGGUGGAAAUGCUGGAGGAACAUACACAAGCCAAUGCCCAGGAGUUGUCAUCCUUUGGUAAUGUCUGUCGUCAGAUGUUGAUGGACAUGCAGGAACGACUGGUGUAUAGAACCUACAUCUAUAUACGCUCAGACAUCCUGCAAUAUUCAGCAGCACAGGGAGAUCUAGCUUACCCUGAAAAAUUAGAGAUGAUGCAGAGCAUUGCUGAGAGCAUCAGAGCAGGGGAGACUAAGGGACACACCCGGACUCCCUCCUCAUCCUCACUGAAGGGCCACUCCCGCUCUGCCUCAAACGCCUCCAGCACCAGUCAGGAGGUGGCUGAACUGACUGAGGCGGGCAAGAACAGCCCAGACCAGACAGAAGUGAAGAGUGUGACCAGUACGAUGCCCAUGUCCCCAGCGGACCUCCAUGGAAUGUGGUACCCAACAGUACGAAGGACACUAGUGACUCUGUCCAAACUCUACAGAUGUAUCGACAAAACAACAUUUCAAGGCCUCUCUCAAGAAGCUCUACAGUCUUGUAUACAGUCACUGAAAAUCGCAAAGGAAGGCAUUACCAAAAGAAAGACAUUGAUGGAUGGCCAACUGUUUCUGAUAAAACACUUGCUGAUUCUUCGGGAACAAAUCGCACCAUUCCAAACCGACUUCUCUAUCAGAGAAACAACACUAGAUUUCAGCAAACUAAAAGAUUUUAACAAAAUGAAAGAUGCUGCGCGAGGCUUGAUUCAGAACAGUUCCAAAAUGUUUAUGUUCAACAGUAACAACUCUCUGUUGCAGUUCAUAUUAGAGGGCACUCCACAUGUAAUGGAACAUUUUGUGGACUCUAAAAAGGAUGUGGAUUUGGAGCUGAAAAUAACUUGUGAGGAAUUCAUACAUCAUAUGUCAGACACCUUCAAUGAACCACUCAAAACAUUCCUCUCAAGAGCUGAGGUAGUCAUAAACCUGAAGGAGGAGGAGGGAAUCAAAAGUGUCACUCUGCGACAACAGCCAUUUGCAACACCUGAAAAACUGCAUGAUGUAGUGUCAGAGACGUACAAGAACAUCAAGUCUCGCCUUCCCACCAUACACAAGAGCAUGCAGCUUUAUAUGGCUAAUAAAGACACAGAAACCAUUCUCUUUAAACCAAUUAAGGUGAAUAUUCAGCAGGCAUUUCAGCGAUUGUCUGAGAUCCUCACUGAAAAUUACACUGAAGAAGACCGACAAAUUGUGGCCAAUCCAAGCCCAGAACAGAUCAAUUUGCUGAUAUCUACAUCUAUGCGAUGAUACCAAUGUUUCUUUUCAUUAAUGAACAGUAAUUGAUCCCACAUGUAUAUGCAUCAUAGAUUGUUUAUUGUUCUUUAAAUAUAUUUAUUGAUUUUAUUAUCUCAGUGGUUUAAUUUAUAUUCUUGAAAUAUCAAAUUUAUUUACUUCAUGUGGUUAAAUAAAUGAAAAUAAAAAAAUGAUUAAAGCUG